This is a messenger RNA of Loxodonta africana (African savanna elephant), 1058 nucleotides long. It is a transcript of the gene IQCF3, whose product is annotated as IQ motif containing F3. Gene Ontology annotation, molecular function: calmodulin binding. The transcript has 3 exons. NCBI's taxonomy places the organism in Eukaryota, Metazoa, Chordata, Mammalia, Proboscidea, Elephantidae. The record is from RefSeq and is a predicted model, not a curated record. Bases 261 to 1058 code for a protein of 265 amino acids.
UCCAUGAUGGUAAGUUAAUUGCCUCCAACAAGCCACAGAAAGACAGGGUGUUACAGUGGCAGGAGAGAGUGAAAUUGACUGAGGUACCCCCAUCUUGACCCUUCCUCAGCUUCUUUGCUCACCCUCCACAAGCACACUGAUCUCCAUUAAAAGAGCUGCUUUCCCACUCCCUGGGAACAGAAACCGUAGCAAAGAAGGCAGGAGAGCAUGGUGAUGGGGUAGGGGGGGUGCCCACAGGAGCCAGUACAGUGGGAAGCCCUAUGCACUCUCCUCUGCAUGGCAGGAACUACUGUCCUCAGUGGUGGAUGGCAGGAAGGUCCUGGGGCAGGCCAGACAAGAGGUCAUCCUCGGGGCAAGAAAGUCUCACAGGGACUAUGGUUCCACUGAGGGCUCUAGCGCUUUACUGGCAGGAAGGAAAUGGACAGGUGUUUCCUCUUGAUCCAACAACUUUGAGGCUGGAGUGGGCAACCUGGUCCCUGGUCACAGAUGCCCUUGUGACAUCAUGGUUGUCUCCUCUUCCAUCAUCAUUCUGCCCCUCCCAGGGCUGGAGGAGCAGCAACCAAAGGGCUUGUGAACACCUGAAUCACUGUCCCCAAACCAUGGGCAGUAAAUGUUGUAAAUCUAGGCCUGGUCCAGAUACAGAUGCCCUAGAGAGAGAGAGGCUGAAGUUGCUUCGUGCAAAACUCCAGAGAGAAAGGGCGGCCAGGAAGAUCCAGGCCUGGUGGCGUGGCACCCUGGUGCGUCGGACCCUGCUGGUGGCUGCCCUCAGGGCCUGGAUGAUUCAGUGCUGGUGGAGGACGCUCAGGCUGAGACAGGUGCAUGAGCAACUGCAUAAGCUGUUGAAGGCCUAUGUAAUCCAAGAGCAGGCAGCAGUCAAGCUGCAGUCCUGGGUCCGCAUGUGUAGGUGCCAACAAUGCUACUGCCAAAUGAGCAAGGCUGUCUACAUGAUUCAGGAGCCAAAGAGCUGCCUCACCUUCCAGACCAAUGACCGUUUACAGGUAGACAAGGAAGUCUCUUCCAACCAGCUGGAGUUCCACAUCGAAAUCUUAUCAGCCUGA